Messenger RNA from Pelobates cultripes (western spadefoot toad), 240 nucleotides. The record is from the annotation of a GenBank genome assembly. NCBI's taxonomy places the organism in Eukaryota, Metazoa, Chordata, Amphibia, Anura, Pelobatidae.
AUGCAGGCGGAAAAAUCAAAUAGCCUCCUACAUAAGUUGAGAGCCACUACGUACCACACAACCCUACAGAUACCCUACAUUCUGGAUGACGACGGCAACAAACAUAUAGACCCACAAGCGAUCAGCAAUGCGUUUGCGGCCUUUUACUCCAAAUUAUAUAACCUCCAUACAGACACAACAAUACUGCACCCUCAAAGCUUAGACGCAACACGCUAUCUAGCAGACAUCACUCUGCCCAAG